CUUACUCAUUUUCUUCGUCUGUGGCCGCAUGCCUCGUGUACAGUAAUAAAAUUCAUUUAAAUUGUAUUUAUUUAUAAACUUCGAUUUCUGUAACGGCUCGUAAAAUUCAUGCUCAUGAGGUAUUUCGCCGUCUGGAACAGUUAAAACGCACGAAUGGCACUUGCGUAUUUACCACUCGCUAUUCUGAUUAUAUUUAAUAGUAACAAUGAAAAUUGCGUCAGAAGCUCUAGCGAUAAUUCUACAUCUGCAAAGAUUCCCAAGCAAAUUUUGGAUCCUAAAAGAAGAAACGACUUAGUGGACGAAGCAUUCCUGGAACAAAAAGAUAUUCUACUUAGUAUGUUAGAGAAUAAAUUAAAAGAAGUUCGAGAUAAAAAAAGAAAAAGAACCGAUCGUUCUGAGACCCUCAAAGAAAUCACCAGCGACGCUAAUGAGUGUAAAUUAUUACCAAGUGACGUUGAUUUAAAAUUGAAAGCAAGCGGAAUUGUUGGAAUCGGGGAAACCGAUUUACAACUUAAAUUUGGUGAAUCCGGCAAUAGCAUGUUGGAUCUUAAUGCUACUGGGAUAUCUAACGUUGGUAAGAGUAGCAUAAAGCUUGGUGUUGGUGAUGGAAACAUACACGUACCAGGUCUUCAAGAUUUGUUAAAUGGUGCGUCAUUAGUGAAAAGUAAUUGCGAGAAACAAAAUAGGCAUGGAUCUGAGAAACGGUACGACGAGGAAAAACGCGAUGUCAUUCCCAUUGAUUUAAUAAACAGAAGGAGCUUAGAGGUGCCACCUGGUGUUGGAAAUGAAAGUUCAUUGAGUUCAACUGCUGAAACGCCUCAAGAAACUGACCCAUCGGUUUACGACACCACGCAGAAUGAAAAUGAAAACGUUACAGAAAGCAUAACAACUCAAACAGAAAAUGCUGAUGUAUAGAUAAUACCAGAAAAAUUUUGCUAAUUGUUUUUUUCUAAUGCCAUUACAUUAAUCGAUAUUUUGA
Molecule: messenger RNA, 979 nt
Organism: Danaus plexippus (monarch butterfly)
Lineage: Eukaryota; Metazoa; Arthropoda; Insecta; Lepidoptera; Nymphalidae
Exons: 5
Coding region: 154-915 (253 amino acids)
Source: RefSeq, a predicted model, not a curated record